This is a messenger RNA of Quercus robur (English oak), 645 nucleotides long. RefSeq names its product NEP1-interacting protein-like 1. NCBI's taxonomy places the organism in Eukaryota, Viridiplantae, Streptophyta, Magnoliopsida, Fagales, Fagaceae. Bases 1 to 645 code for a protein of 214 amino acids. Gene Ontology annotation, molecular function: ubiquitin protein ligase activity. Gene Ontology annotation, cellular component: cytoplasm. The record is from RefSeq and is a predicted model, not a curated record. Gene Ontology annotation, biological process: protein ubiquitination. The transcript has a single exon.
AUGUCAAGCUCCUACCACGAUUAUGAUAUCGAGGUUUGGCAGCAAAUCCAACCCUGGAAUCAGCCACCAUCGCACAAGACUUCGCCCUUGUGGGAUGGCUUUCGCAUCGAUUUUUACAUCACCAAGGUACGGAGAGUGAAGAACUACGACAGCAACAGCAACAAACCACCGAGUACUGUCGACGAACAAACAUCUUCUAAGAGAGAAUCGGGUUGGCUCCUCAAAGAUGAGGCCAUGUGUACUGACAACAAUGGUGUCAUGUCCACUUUGCUUAGCGUGAUGCUCAAGUUGCCGGAGGAAAAACAUGGCGAUUUGUUGCGAGAAAUAGCAACUGUUGCUCGUUGUGCCGGGGCAUCAAGGAUGCCCAUUGUUGUGAACUUCAAGAAAGUGUACACGAUAGUUUUGGACACCGCGGAGAUUUAUGACGAGGUGAAGCCAAUUCCGGCGUCUAAAUCUUCCAUUGUAGCUUUGGAGAAGGUCAGGUCGAAUUCGGAUGGAGAGUGUAUUAUCUGUACGCAGGAGUUUCAGAUUGGUUCUGAAGUCACUCGCAUGCCAUGUUCGCAUGUUUAUCAUGGACAUUGUGUUGUCAAGUGGUUGAAGACGAGUCACUUCUGUCCCUUGUGUCGAUAUCCAAUGCCACAAUGA